CUCGUUCCUAAAAAAUAAUGUGUGUUUCCACAAGCUGCCACGUAUUUCUAGUUUCGAUUUCUUUGUUAGGCUGUAAAUACGCCACACAUAAAGUGAUAGAUAUAUUGGAAGGAAGUCGAAAUUAAUGAAUAUUCAAAAGCCUCAUUUGAAAAGAAAAAAAUAACGAUUAAACACAAUGACAAUGUAUCUAAAUAGAAUGUGGACAGUUUAUUACGAAGUAUAACCUCUUUCCGCAAUGGUUUACUACAAGGAACUUCUUAAACACAAGGAGAGCCAAAAUUGGUUCAAGGCAUCCGUUGCUUUGCGAAUAGCACAACGUGGACUUCAGGUUUUCAUCGACAAUGGCCUUAGAGACGUUCAAAAGAAGAUAUUCAGCAUCGCCAAAUCCAUGGGCUGCUUAUCUCCAGAUACCAAUUGUACAAAUUGCACGACAGAGAAUCUGAUUCUUUGUCCAACACGCGGUAUUUGUACCAGUCUAAAACGAUGUAAAUUUCAUAAUACUCCACGGAAAUGCCUCCGGAACUGCCCUCAGCAGUUAUGCCAUUUAGUGCGCGACGGGAUUAUUCGGUACCAUCGCUUCUCUGGGCCGUCUUGGAAAAAUACAAAAGCAGAGGGAUGGCAUGCUGAUCAUUGGGAAAUUGGAAAAUGCUAUCUACCGCCGGAUGGCUACAAAGACGUGUCUUCUUCCAUAGAAAGCGACUUCAAUGCCUUAAUAAAUGUGUUGAUUAACUGCACAGAGUUUGAGACAAAACUGUCCAUCGAUUUCACAAGCUCGUCCAACUUGUUGACCAAGAUACGCGAAUAUGGAAGAAACAUUCGACAUUCUCCUGACCAGAAAAUGAAAGACAUCGAGUUAAAUAACUUGUUCCAGAAACUAACUUCGUUGCUUGAGGAUUCAGUCUGUCUCCAAACAGAUAGUGAAGCAGUCAGCGCUGUUAAAAAUUUGAAAGAGCUUCAGAACGAUAAGCUGGUGAUCAGAGUUGAAGAUGAACAGCAAAUACUGUUUGAAGGGUUGCAGAUGCGCUUGGCAAAGUACUACCAAAGAGUGUUCAACUCGUCACUAUUGUGUUCGCUACUGCCAAACAGAGACAGCAAUCCAGACAAGUUGUUCGUAACGCCAAAGCUAAUAGAACGUGACCACCGAAAGAUUGGAAAGCACGGCGAGCAUUUAAUGCGCUUAUCAGUUACCACAUACAGGGACAUCUUCUUUGAAGGCAGUAGUAAAUGCAGCAAUGUGUAUUUGAUUGGCGAACCAGGAAUGGGAAAGACAACUUUAACCAUUAAGUGCUGUCUUGAAUGGAGCGCCCAACACUUGAGAGAAGAAGGAACUUUGGACGAACUCACGGAUAUGGCAGGCAAUGGACAUAUAUCAUUCGCAGAUGCUGAUAUCUUUAAAGAUAUUGACUUUGUUUUUCGUAUUGCUCUGAAGGAGCAAAACAUGCCAGCUCGUUAA
Molecule: messenger RNA, 1453 nt
Organism: Mya arenaria
Lineage: Eukaryota; Metazoa; Mollusca; Bivalvia; Myida; Myidae
Exons: 5
Coding region: 236-1453 (405 amino acids)
Source: RefSeq, a predicted model, not a curated record